AUGUUCCGCCUCUUCGCCACCGCCCUGCGCGAGGAGCAGCCGCCGCCGCCGCCUUCGCCCCCACAGGCGUCUCAAGACGGCACCGCAACCACCACCGUCGCCGCGCCGCAGCCACCCCCCCACCCCGACCCCCCGCGCAGCCCCCGCCUGCAAGUCGAGCACGCGCGACGCCUAGAAGAAGAGCUCGCGAUCCUGCGCUCGGACCUCUCGACGCAACGCGCCACGCACGCCGAGCAGCUCUCCGCCCAGCACGCCAAACUGACGGCCAAGCUCGCCGCGCAGCGCGACAAGUUCGAAUCGCGCGUCGCGCGGCUGGAAGAGCGCAACGCGUGGCUCGAGGGCGCGGUGGCGAAGCGCGGCGAGGAGAAGGCGUGGCUGGAGCGCCGCAACGACGCGCUCGAGGCGACGGAGAAGAGGCUCGAUCGUCGUGUGGCGGAGCUGGAGGACAGCGUCUUCGAGCUGCGGGCGGAGAAUUGGCGGCUCGCGGGGGAGAGUGUGGGGGUCAGGGCGGAGUUGGAGGGGUUGGUGGGGGAGAUGGCGAAGGUGAGGAAGGGGGCGGAGGGGGUGGCGGAGAGGGCGCGCAGGGCGUUGAUGGGGCUGGGGGCGGGGGAGGGGACGAAGGGCAAAGGGGAGGGGGAGGGGGAGGGGGUCGUGAGUGCUGGGAAGCUGAGGGGAGCGGUGAGAGAGCGGGACGAGGACGGGGAUGGUGGUGAUGAUGAUGAUGAUGAUGAUGUGGGGGAAAGGGAGGAAGGGGAGGAGGAAAGACGCGCGAACGAGCAGGCGACGCCGAGGGGGAGGGAGAUCGAGGCGCCCGACGCGUCGCUGUCUGGAGAGACGCUGACUAGGACGGGCCCGCGGUCGAGAGCCGCCCCCGAGGAAGGGAGGAGCAGAGGUGCUGCUGUUGCUGCUGCUCCGGUGGCGGAUCCCAGGUCGCUCGAGGCGCUGCGCACGCUCGGCGCGUCGCGGAAUGUGAGUCCCAGCCCCACUCCAGAACGUGGCCGCCAGAGACGGCUCGGUGGGAGCGGCGCGGUGACGGCGGGUGGUGCAGGAGGAUCCACGGAAAACGUUGCGAUCCGCCAUUCCAAAAAGCGGCAGCGAGUCGAAUCGGAUACCGAUUCGUGA
Molecule: messenger RNA, 1122 nt
Organism: Diplodia corticola
Lineage: Eukaryota; Fungi; Ascomycota; Dothideomycetes; Botryosphaeriales; Botryosphaeriaceae
Product: usher syndrome type-1c protein-binding protein 1
Exons: 1
Coding region: 1-1122 (373 amino acids)
Source: RefSeq, a predicted model, not a curated record